Messenger RNA from Anopheles stephensi (Asian malaria mosquito), 3251 nucleotides. RefSeq names its product squamous cell carcinoma antigen recognized by T-cells 3 (gene Rnp4F). The transcript has 6 exons. The record is from RefSeq and is a predicted model, not a curated record. Gene Ontology annotation, biological process: RNA processing. Gene Ontology annotation, molecular function: protein binding; RNA binding. The coding region runs from base 126 to 2891 and encodes 921 amino acids. Lineage: Eukaryota; Metazoa; Arthropoda; Insecta; Diptera; Culicidae.
ACAUGCCAAAUGUCAAAUGUUGUUGUGGGUCAUUUUGUAAGGUUAAAAAAACGCAAGCAAACUAAUAAAAGUUCGUACAUUGCCGCUGUGUUUGGUGUAAAACUGCACACAAUUAAGUUCCAACCAUGUCGGACGUUGAAUUUAUAGACGAAACAAGACAGGACGCGCUGGAUGAAAGUGCCGAAAAGACAGACUCGGAAGAUGACGACUCAUCGGAAGGCACCAAUACGGAGGACGAAGACACCGAUGACGAUGAUAACGAUGAAUCGAUCGAAUCGAAGCACAUUAAAGAGUACAUCGAGAUUCUUACCAAAAUUGCUGGCGACAAGUACAACUACGACAACUAUGCAGAGCUGCUGGAAGUUGCACACCAAAUGAAUGAUCUGGAAAAGAUUCGCCAGAGUGCCGAAAUAUUUGCCGCCAUGUACCCACUGUCACCUGAGAUUUGGUUACGGUGGCUAAAGAUUGAAUCUUCCCUUGCGACAACGGACGAGCAGGUGGAAAAGGUCGAGAAGCUUUUCCAACGCGCACUCAACGAUUAUUAUUCUGCGGAAGUAGCGCUGGAGUUUGCCGAGCUGGCAAUGAAGACAAGCAGCAAGGAGAUUGCGGAUCGAAUCUGGAAUACGUUAAUUCCUACCUACGGGUUGCACACGGUAAAGGGAAGAUCCAUUUUCGAGGCUUACCGUGAAGACACGUUAACAAAGAAUGGAGAUUCUCCCGCAAGCUUCAAUCGGUUGGCACGGAUUUACGAGCAAGAGUUGAAGAUACCGCUGCGUAACAUGGAAGAUUCGUACAUCGAGUACAAGCUGCUGUGCGAGAAGUACAAGGAGGUAAUCACGGAUUUGGAUGCGGAAAAAUUUGAACGACGGUACAAGCAAGCGAAAGAAGCGCUGCAAAAAAUGCUUCCACACGAGACGGCCCUGUCUGCGCUUGAAGCACACUGUCACCAGGAGCGGGCCGAUCUGUACCGAAAAUACAUUGCCGAUUGUCAAUCGGUGUUGGACGACGAUGAGGUGCAAAUUCUGUACGAGCGUAUGGUCACCGAAUGCUGCCUGGAUGGGACGGUUUGGCAUGAUUACGUACGAUACCUUCAUCGAUGCCCGCCCGAUCCGGAAGAAAAUCCGACCUCCCCGGUCUUUCGGCAGACGGAAAUUGAUCUUGUAAAUCGAGCGUUGCGCAAUUGCACGUGGAGUGCGGAGCUGUACGUGGAGAAGAUGCGCAUAGUGGAGCGGCAGGCGAAACCCACUUCCAAAAUGACCAUUCUGAAGAUUAUGGAGGAUGUGGCGUCGGCCGGACUUCAAACGCCCGAAGCAUCGGUGAAGGUAUGGCUUGAAUAUUUGACGUACUUGCGUCGCGUGACUGACUUUACCAGCGAAAAGGAGCGGGACAUACUGCGUGCAAACUUUGAUCUGGCGUGGAACCAGCUGGGCAGGGCAUGGGGACUGUUGGCCGAUUCGCAGUGUAAGAUUCUGCAAUUUUGGGGCCGGCUCGAAUAUGAAGCGCUAGGCGAACCGAGCAAGGGACGCGAUCUGUGGUACAGCGUGAUGGAUAGUGCCGAUAAUUCAACCCGCGUUGGACUGUGGAUUGAAUUUAUCGAGUUGGAAGCAAAACGCGGCCCAGAUGCGGUGCGAAAGCUGUACAAAAAAGCUAUCACCUGCGCUGGAUUGGAUGAUCCAGAAACGUUGGCUGCCGCUUGGUUGCGCUUCGAGAGGUGUAACGGUACGCUGGACCAGUUGAUAAGCUGCCAGGAGCUAUGCAAUGCCACCAUCGAGAAGUACUACAGCACACUGUCCAAGAACGGACCAUCCAACCGGGCGGCCAAAGGAAAGCGACCGGAAACUGGGGGAACAAGCACCAAUAAGGAAACGAAACCAACACCCACAGCAAAGCGACAUGCAUCCUCGCUGGACGAAACGGCUUCGGAUGAUGCGUCGGGAAAGAAGAAAAUUAAACGAACCCAUGAAACGGGAUCGGUGGCUGCUGGCGAACAACAGCAAGAGUUUAAAACACCAGCCAUUCCAGCACUGGCGAACAGUUCGAAAACUAGUGACAACAAGCCUGAAGCAGCAGCAGCAGCAAAACAAUCCAACGUACCGGACGACGAUGGUGCGACCGAGUACAUUGCCAAAGGUGACCAAAGCCGGCAGGUGUUUGUCAGCAACCUUAGCUUCGAAGUGACGGAAGCCGAUAUAAGAGAAAUCUUUCCCGAGCUAACGAUCGAAUCGAUCGAGCUGGUUGCUUCCAGUUCGGGCAAAAGCCGCGGUUUCGGGUACAUGCAGCUUGCCCGCGCCGAUCAAGUACCGCAAGCGCUCAGCUACGAUCGGCGCCCGCUGAACGGGCGGCCAGUAUUUAUUUCGAAUGUGGCACGCGACAAGGCAAGCCGGCAGCAUCAGUUCAAGUAUUCGUCGGCGUUCGAACCGAACAAACUGUUUAUAAAAGGACUACCGUUCAAUUUGGGCCGCAAUGAGCUGGAGAAACUGUUUGCACCGUUCGGCCGCAUAAAGGACAUACGCAUCGUUUGCUACCGCAGUGGCAAAUCGAAGGGACUGGCGUACCUCGAGUACGAAACAGAUACGGCCGCCAAGAAUGCCGUGCUGAAGAUGGAUCAGCAUGUGAUCGAUGGGUUUACGAUUACGGUUGCCAUUUCGUCGCCGCCACCGAAGAAGAAUCCAACCGCAACGGAACCUAACCUGGCCGGGGGAGAUAGCGGCGAGAGGGCCAGCUUCAGUCUCGGUUCCGGCAAGAAGCAACUGAUCAAAGGGGACGUGAAGCAAAAGUUAUCGGCCAUGAUUCCGACCGCCGUCAUGAAGAAGAGCGCAGCUACCGUAUCGUCCAGCUCCGACGAGAAGCCUAAAUCGAAUGACGAUUUUCGGAAACUCUUGUUAAAGUAACAGCUCAGCCUCUCACUGUCCCGAUUUGGACUGUUUGGAUUGUUUGGUUUGUGUCAGUACCGCCUCACGGUACUUUCUUUCAAUCUCACUCCAAGCUUCAAUCUUUUUUCUACUUCGUAUGAAAUACUUAUGCUGAUUUCUGAUGCUGCUGAUACAUGUUCCACAACUUUUCCUUUCCAUUGUCCUUCCGAUUCUUUCUAUUAUAGUUGUCUUGAGUAACAAUCCACAUAACAGCUGCUUUUCCAUACAUGUUUUUUUCUCGUAAUGGUAGAUUUUCUAUUUUCAUCGCCGUAAAACGCGUGUCGCUGAUGAGGCACGCCACGUGAAUUUUGAAAAUAAAGUUGCUUGUAAACACCAACA